Messenger RNA from Westerdykella ornata, 1450 nucleotides. Its product is annotated as glycoside hydrolase. Gene Ontology annotation, biological process: L-arabinose metabolic process. Lineage: Eukaryota; Fungi; Ascomycota; Dothideomycetes; Pleosporales; Sporormiaceae. The record is from RefSeq and is a predicted model, not a curated record. Gene Ontology annotation, molecular function: alpha-L-arabinofuranosidase activity. Bases 352 to 1332 code for a protein of 326 amino acids. The transcript has a single exon.
CUGGCAUUGUAGAAACAUCUCGACGGGGAAACCUCGACAUCACGGACUCGUCGCCGUCGAACUACAGCCGUUUAGCGUCCCCGUGGUAAUAUAGAUUAAUAUUGGUAUCCCCGUCGGGUAAGAUCCAGGAAGAACUUCAAUCUUGUCUGCUUGUAUUCGGUGCGUCAUGUGUUUGUACGGCAGUGCUCUCUGAUGGGUGGACAACUGGACCGGUGGUUUUAUUCUUGGGCACCCCUGGCUAAGUAGCAGGUUGGUGUAUGUCCUAGCACCAUUUAAAUAUGGCGGUUCUCUCCAUUGCAGGUUCAUCAUCAUCGUCUACGAACGCCAAUUCGAGAAAACGAGCCCUUCAAGAUGGUGCCCAACAUUGCUACAUUGUCGACAGGUGCUGUGCUCCUAGCAUCAGCAUUUACUGUCAACGCGCAAACAUGCGACCUCCCCUCCAAAUACCGCUGGACCUCUAGCGGACCCCUCGCAGAACCCAAAAACGGCUGGGUUUCCCUCAAAGACUUCACAACCGCCCCGUACAACGGCAAGCAUAUCGUCUACGCAACUACUCAUGACAGCGGCUCCACCUGGGGAUCCAUGGGCUUCAGCGCCGUCAACAACUUCUCUGAACUCGGCUCCGCCCAACAAAUCAAAAUGAACAACGCCGUCGUCGCACCCACCCUCUUCUUCUUCGCUCCCAAGAACGUGUGGGUCAUGGCCUACCAGUGGGGAGGCCCUGCCUUCUCCUACCGCACCUCAUCGGACCCGACCAACCCCAACGGCUGGGGCCCAGCUCAAACCCUCUUCUCCGGCAGCAUCUCGGGCUCCAGCACGGGUCCCAUCGACCAGACCCUUAUCGGCGACAAGGACAACAUGUACCUCUUCUUCGCGGGCGACAACGGCAAGAUCUACCGGGCCAGCAUGCCCAUCAACAACUUCCCCGGCAGCUUCGGCACCGCCUCCACGGUCGUCAUGUCGGACUCCACAAACAAUCUCUUCGAAGCCGUGCAGGUCUACACCCUCCAGGGCCAGAAGAAGUACCUCAUGAUUGUCGAGGCCAUCGGCUCGCAAGGCCGCUACUUCCGCUCCUUCACGGCGACGAGCUUGAAUGGGCAGUGGACGGCGCAGGCGGCUACGGAGCAGAACCCCUUCGCUGGCAAGGCGAACAGCGGAGCGACGUGGACGAACGAUAUCAGUCACGGGGAUUUGGUCAGGGUGAAUGCCGACCAGACGUUUACGGUGGAUCCGUGCAAUCUGCAGUUGCUGUACCAGGGUAGGAGUCCCAGCUCGGGUGGUGAUUAUGGCAAGUUGCCGUACAGGCCGGGACUGCUUACUUUGCAGCGAUAGAAGGAGGGGGAGGAAGGUGAAGUGGUUUGGAGUCGAUAGGGUUUGAAGAUGGCAAUUCUUAUAUAUAUUUUUGGGGUAUUACGCUUUUGAAUUGAUCGUUCCAACGGCAGUGAGCACG